Molecule: messenger RNA, 1287 nt
Organism: Spodoptera exigua (beet armyworm)
Lineage: Eukaryota; Metazoa; Arthropoda; Insecta; Lepidoptera; Noctuidae
Source: the annotation of a GenBank genome assembly
GUCUUCACAUACUGUAGUGGGAAUUACUCUACACAUAUGUGGCGAAAAUUCAAGAACCAGGGCAUGGUCACAAAAGUCAGAAUUUUAUUUGCAUUAGCAAGAUCUGUGUUAGGAUCAUGGAGAAAUUAUACUUUUUUAUGGCCUGAGUUUAGGAAGCUAAAAAUUAUAUUGGCAAUAGCAACUGGCAUCAAAAUUCGCAUGACUUUGACACUUGACAGUGAUAGCCGAUCAAUAACAUUAACACCGCACGCAAAACUUAUUUAAAAUAAAACAUAAGCUUGAGCUAUUAUAAAUAUAAAUUGUUAUUAUUCAGAAGGAACUUUUCAAAUUUGAAAUUAAAAAAACAAUUGCUACGUAGAGAAAGAUAAACAAAUCUUAUUUAUUUUUAUAGACAAACCUUUAAAAAACAUAUUUGUUUACUAACAUCCGAGUUUUUUAUUUCCCAAAACUUUCUGUUACCAUGGAUGAGAAGAACCCGUUGCAAAUUAGUAAAACACCAUCUAAGUUGCCGGAUUCGAGGGAGGUAAACAAAAGAGGGAGGCCUGCUGUAAAAAAUAUUGUUAUGUUUGGACCGGAGCCACGGUCUAUAGUGUCUCAAAUGUUAUCGGAAGCCAAGAAAGCUAAACAGACUUUAAUAAGUGAAGAUAAGCCUGUAAAGCAACUUAAACAAGAACAGAAAUCGCAAGAUGUGGUUGAAGUCAUUGUUUCAUGUGAACCAAUGGAAGAACACAGGAGCUGCAAUACCGGAGACCACAGACAGCUAACUUCAGAUCAAAAACUUGAAUGUGAUUACCCUAAUUGUGGUUAUUCAUGUAAAUUAUCUUCAAAUCUAAUCAAACAUAAAAGAGUUCAUACAAAUGAAAAACCCUAUCUGUGUGACAGAUGUUCAUUUAGGACUAAUUUUGUUAAUUCUUUGAAAGCACAUAAAAGGAUACACACAGCAGAGAAGCCUUACCAAUGUGAAUAUUGUACCUACAAAUGUAACAGUAGUUCUAAUCUGAAAAAACAUUGUCAUCUCAGACAUUCUGAAGAGGACAAGGGUAACUGAAACUGGUGUUUGAUAUGGUGAAACAUUGUGAAAAGAAUAUUCAAUGGGAGAAUAUAGGUAGUAGAAAAAAUACCCAAUAUCCCAUUUCUGCCACUCUAUUCACCCCUAAAAUAUGGUAGUUUCCAACUAGUUAAAUUCAAUACUUUUAAACAUCAAAAUCGAUACUUUUCUAUGAAAUUUGUAUGAAAAACUGAGCUAUGACGUCAUAACAUUUUUGCGUCAAAUAGUUUACUUAUUUC